ACACACCCCAGUGCUUUCUGGCAAGAGGGCAGUUCCCCUUUUCUGCAUAGUAGUGAAUCAGGUGGAUGUCAACCGAUAAACUGACUCACAGCCACACCGUGCACCACCUGCCCGUCGUGUCCACAGCAAGGAAUGCAGGGCUUUUCAGAUGUCAAAAACCAAGAACGGCUUGCUUUAAAAUAGCAAAACAAAACAGCCUGUCCUUGCCUCUUCCCUGGUCAUGCUUACCAUGGUGGCUCUAGAUAUAGAACUCUGGCAGAAAGGAGCAGAAUAACAAUUCCAUUACCUCAUUCUACCCCCAUCCUUAACAAGGGCUUCAUUAUACUUCAGGGUUUUCAAAUUCGGUCCAGAAUUCCUUCACCAAAUGCCAGCCGCGGGCAUUGCUUGGGCGGGAGAAGCAUGCCAGAGACCAAAGAGAAUCAGAAGCGGUGGGUGUGCAGCAAAGCAUGUGUGGGAGAGAGCGCUGUCACUUCUGAGAAUUACACUGAGCUUGGUUCUAAUUCAACCUCAGCUAGAGUGGAAGGAACAAGCAUCAGCAGCGACCAAGAAACUGCAGAAAGCCAGCGUGCCUCAUCGACUCCACGCCCUUCCACUCCCCCUUCCUCUCCUACCAGCCCUUCAAACGCGACCCACCCCAGCUGGCCCCAGCAGAGGAGACGUCUCAGAGCCACUUAUGAAGUAACUAAGAAUUUAAUCAAAGGAAAAUCAGACCUGUCUACAUUUACCUCAACAUAGCAGGUGCAGGUUUGUUGCAUAGGCAAACGUGUGCCAUGGUGGUUCACUGCACCUAUCAACCCAUCACCUGGGUAUUAAGCCCAGCAUCAGUCAGCUCUUUCCCCUCAGGCUCUCCCUCCCCCGUCCUCUCCCAACAGGCCCCAGUGUGUGUUGUUCCCUCCCUGUGUUCAUGUGAUCUCAUUGUUCAGCUCCCACUUAUAAGUGAGAUGUGGUGUUUGGUUUUCUGUUCCUCUGUUAGUUUGCUGAGGAUAAUGGCUUAGGAUCGGCUACUCUGAAAACUCAACUCCAUGUUGGAUCACACGAAAAACCUAAGGUUGGGCAAGAUCUACAUUAGAGAAUACAACCAUUAUUGAGCAUGAUCAAUCAUAGUAUUUUAGAGAUAGGAGAGAUUUUCAAUCUAAUCAAAGCCAGUUCCUUCAUUUUAUAGAAAAAGAAAUGGAAGCCAGUAAAGAAAGAUUAAGGGCCAAACUCAGGUAAUAUCACUAGUUAAGGGCACAAGGCUUAGAAGCCAGGCAAUCUGAUUUGCCAGGUUACAAAAUAACUUUCCCAUUUAGACGCAGUCAAAAGUGAUUUUGAAACCUGAUAGAUCUUUGGUAAUCACCGUUAAAUUACACAUAUCACAUAGCACUAACACAGGCCAGCAAUUUCAGUACUUCUGUGGUUGACGUCUGACAUCUAAAGGGACUUCCAAAGAAUCUGUGAGCUCAGCCUAUGUGUUAUCUGCGCCUUUCCUCCAUGGGAGAGAUUACAGGAUCACAGGGACAACUACGUGUCACCAAAAACUAUGACAAGUGAAAUGCAGUAAGAAUAAUUUGGACAAUGGGAAGUCCAAGAAACGCAUAUACCACCAGGUCUUAUUUAAGUAGGGCAUCCUUUGCAUACACCCAGUGGACACCAACUCAGUGAUGUGUGGCAA
Messenger RNA from Cebus imitator (Panamanian white-faced capuchin), 1651 nucleotides. RefSeq names its product upper zone of growth plate and cartilage matrix associated (gene UCMA). The transcript is spliced from 4 exons. The record is from RefSeq and is a predicted model, not a curated record. Gene Ontology annotation, cellular component: extracellular matrix. NCBI's taxonomy places the organism in Eukaryota, Metazoa, Chordata, Mammalia, Primates, Cebidae. The coding region runs from base 400 to 735 and encodes 111 amino acids. Gene Ontology annotation, biological process: regulation of osteoblast differentiation; embryonic skeletal system development.